UUGUUUACACUUUUUAUCAUCAAGUAUAUUAAACAGCUGAUGUAUCCGUCUCUGUUUUCUUUGUCUUUCUGUAAGUUCGAUUUAUCGGUAAAAUGCCAGAGAGUGUCAGACCUCAACACACUGAACUUCCAGCUGUGACAGUGGUAUGUAGCGUGCUGAUUAUGAUUAUCUUGCUCACUGCUCAGGUGACAGUUGGAGCACAGUACCAAGAUGACUGUCCAAGGCAGCCUUUUAUCCCCAUCUAUUUGCAAGGAUUUGUAGCCAUCUUCUUCCUCUUGUGGUGGUGCAACAAAUGUGACAUGUGCAAUGUGGUCUGUUACUGCGUGACCGCCGUCUUCUUCUUUUGCUGGUUCAUUGCUGGUAGUAUCGCGAUCUACUCCAUCUACGAACCCAACUACGACAAGAACACAACACAAGCUGAUUCCUACUGCAACAAGACACUCUACCUGUUUGCUUUCUGCAGCACCACCUUGACCUAUGUCCUGUUAGGUCUGGUCCUCUUAUGCUGUUGCUGUUGUAAGCAACAAAAGCAGGAUGAUGAUACACAAACGCUGUUGCAGGCAUAAAUAAAUUUGGAUUGAAAUAAAAGAACUCACAAGAAUA
Thunnus maccoyii (southern bluefin tuna) is the source of this 603-nucleotide messenger RNA. Its product is annotated as transmembrane protein 272-like. The record is from RefSeq and is a predicted model, not a curated record. The transcript is spliced from 4 exons. Bases 93 to 566 code for a protein of 157 amino acids. NCBI's taxonomy places the organism in Eukaryota, Metazoa, Chordata, Actinopteri, Scombriformes, Scombridae.